CCAGCAGAUUAUGUUAAUGAAAAUGAUUUGAGAGCGUGGUAUUUCACAAGGUUGCUACAAGAACAUGGUCAAUCCGGUGACUUGAAUAAGUCGAUUGCUGACUAUUUCUUUGAAUUUUGUCUGUUCAUUAAGGAUGUUGUGGGGCUCUCUUCUGGAAACCAACAUUCCAACAUGCCAACAAUGCCAGAAGGCCAAACCAAGGUCAAAACUGUAAGGGAUUACUUGAAUGAGUUUCCUGAUCCACUUCCAACCCCAGACCCACUUCCAGUUACCUCUUCUCAAGAUUGCAUUAUGGAAGUAGAAAAAGACGGAGUGGAGGGGCUGGAAUGUAAUGCACUUGAAGAGCUCGAAAGUGCACUUGGAGAUAUGAAAUGUGAAGAGGUGGAGACUGAUGAGAAAUAAGGAACCAGGUCUCACAGUCAGCCUACCAGGCAAUAAAUAAUCAUCAUAAGUAUUAUAAGGUUACUCAGGUAUUAUAAUAAGGUCGCUCACUUCAUCACCAGGCAUUGUUUUAGCCACGUUUCGGCUACCAGUGUGGUUGCAACUAAAUAAUAAAGCUGUUUUGAUACUUUUGUAAUACU
Messenger RNA from Nilaparvata lugens (brown planthopper), 581 nucleotides. RefSeq lists its product as uncharacterized. The transcript is spliced from 2 exons. The record is from RefSeq and is a predicted model, not a curated record. NCBI's taxonomy places the organism in Eukaryota, Metazoa, Arthropoda, Insecta, Hemiptera, Delphacidae. Bases 172 to 402 code for a protein of 76 amino acids.